Molecule: messenger RNA, 1347 nt
Organism: Halichondria panicea
Lineage: Eukaryota; Metazoa; Porifera; Demospongiae; Suberitida; Halichondriidae
Exons: 9
Coding region: 190-1173 (327 amino acids)
Source: RefSeq, a predicted model, not a curated record
GUGGGCAUGUGAUCCAUCUUUGUUGCUAGGCUGCCUACCUUAAACUAAACUAAGCUAAUAGUGUAGUAGACUAGCUAAGCUUUCUAACUGCUGAUAGCCUAUUGCUACAAAAUUUGACACCUAUAAACGCAACCUCUAAUGUGCGAAUUACUGAAAGAAUUCUCGUCAAUAUAGUCUAGAUAAUAUAAAAUGGCCUAUAGUAACAGUAAGGACGCUUUAAGAAUCCCAAGGACACCACUGGAAUCAAGACAAGGCUAUCAUCCUAAAGGGGAGGAUGACUUGGUAUGGAGGAGCCCACCAACUAGACAACUGUCUCGUUCGAGAAGAGUAGAGUUUGAGAGUGAUAUCAGAGAGAGGUUUUACGAUGACUACAUUGGGGAUAGAACAGUUGGAGAUGCUGGCAAUGAAGUGCUGACAACCUCAGAGCUGGCCAAGCUGAAGUUUGAUCCUAACCUGUAUCGAGUGAAUGCUUACCAAGGGCUUGUGUACGACCCUAUGCGCACUGUUCCUGUUGAUGUUGACUUGCGUGGAAAACUUCGUGCAGAGAAGGAAAGAGGAAGACACGCUCAGGUCCAGCAGAGUCGUCAGAGAAGAAUGUCUGAUUCUGCACUCAUGUCGUCUCGGCCCAUCUCUUCACGAGGGCAUCAACGAUUGGAGCCAAUUCAACCUCAAACACAACUGACAGGGAAUCCAAGAGCUUCCUUUGAACGACCAAGAUCAGCAGUACAGAAGGACUUGGAAGCCACGCUUUCACCAGAUCUUGUUCCUGGAGUCGAGGGGUGGCUUGCUAGUGCUAACCCAAAAGACAAAGAGGUUGCUGCCAACUUUUUCCGCACUCUGAGCUCUCAUGGUAAGAGACCUGACCCUGCUGCCAGGGCUGCCCUCCAUCGUACGAGGGUACGCUCAGCAGUGAUGACACCUACUCGCAAAACAAGGGAAGAAAGAGCAACCCAAAACGCUUUCCAGCAACUUGCAAGAGAAACUGCAAUGGCUGACCAAGGUCAACCAAGUGAUAGGAAACCAGCCAGAGAACAACUCAAGAGACGCAAAUCUCUAACUGAGAGGACUGUUACCAAGGGAUCCAUGUUCUCGGCCAAAAGACAGCAGCCAUCUCAUUUCACGGUACACACUGACUGGGCCUCUGAAUCUAUUAGCCAGCCAAAGAAAAAGUAGUAAAAACGUUUUUGUUUUUUCACAUUAGAGAAGUUUGUUCUGUUUUGUUUGCUGACCAUGUUUUGUUGUGCAUGAUAGACUAAGAUUGCCUAGCGUUAUUUACAACUGCACAAAUCGUGUAUGUGAAUGCAACUUUUUGAUCACUGUAUACAUAUCAUUGUUUUGGUGUACGUA